This is a messenger RNA of Ricinus communis (castor bean), 710 nucleotides long. RefSeq names its product calcium-binding protein KIC. Bases 240 to 617 code for a protein of 125 amino acids. NCBI's taxonomy places the organism in Eukaryota, Viridiplantae, Streptophyta, Magnoliopsida, Malpighiales, Euphorbiaceae. Gene Ontology annotation, molecular function: calcium ion binding. The transcript has a single exon. The record is from RefSeq and is a predicted model, not a curated record.
UUGUUCUUGUAGAAAGUUAGAAACUGCCCAUAUAGUUCUGAACCAUGUAGCUCCAAAUACUAUAAUAAAACUUUCUAUUGUCCUUUUUCUUUUCUUUUUUCUUUUGAACUGCAAUUUUCUACUGUCGUUGACCGCUCCAAAACUCCUAUAUAUAUCCAUCACCUUACAGGACACUAGUUCCGUGCCCAAAUUCAAUACUAUUUAACCAUUUUCCUUUCAUAUUAUCUUAGCAAAUUGAAAUGGAAAAGGAUCAAAUUGGCACUAAAACUGCAACAAGCAGGGUGUAUGAGGAUUUGUUACCAGUGAUGGCAGAGAAGCUUGAUGUCGAUUCCUUUGUGUCAGAGUUAUGCGGUGGCUUUCGGCUCCUGGCAGACCCUGAGAAAAGAUUGAUAACAUCAGAGAGCCUGAGGAGAAAUUCAGCACUUCUAGGUAUGGAAGGGAUGAGCAAAGAAGACUCAGAGGAGAUGGUACGAGAGGGAGAUCUUGAUGGGGAUGGAGCACUCAAUGAAACGGAAUUUUGCAUCCUGAUGGUCAGACUUAGCCCUGAAAUGAUGGAGGAUGCUGAAGACUGGCUUCAGAAGGCGAUUGAUCAUGAGUUGGGGAAGUCGUCACCUUGAUCUCUUUCUGUAUUUCUUUUACUUGUUCGGUAAAUCAUUGUAUCGCUUUGAUAAAUAUGUUAAGGAAUGAGUAUUGAUCAUAUUGAUUAAAAA